This is a messenger RNA of Electrophorus electricus (electric eel), 3983 nucleotides long. It is a transcript of the gene mylk4a, whose product is annotated as myosin light chain kinase family, member 4a. The record is from RefSeq and is a predicted model, not a curated record. Gene Ontology annotation, molecular function: ATP binding; protein kinase activity. Gene Ontology annotation, biological process: protein phosphorylation. Lineage: Eukaryota; Metazoa; Chordata; Actinopteri; Gymnotiformes; Gymnotidae.
GGAGCUGGAGCAAACUCAUCACUGUGGCCCUUUUGGCUUUGUGACACUUCCUUUUGGUGUGUGUGUUUUUUUUAAGAGCAGAAGGUUUUGAUUUUAUCACUGGAUUAAUUAUAUUUGUAUUACAUUUUUUUUAGAAGGACAUAAGAUAUAUGUGGAUGUUGGCAACAGUAAAACUGUGAAAUUUGUGCUAGACCAGCUGCUUAUUGGUUUUAGUUUAGUUGCCACCAUGACGUCUGUGGAAACUGGCCAUGGUAUUGGCCUUAUUCAAGUUCGAAUUGAGUCCUUGAGCAGCAAAAUGGACGCCCUCAUAAGCAUCCAGGAGAAGGUGCUGAGUCGUCUGGACAGCAUGUCUGAAGAGCUGGACGGUAUCGAAAAGGAUGUGGAAACUCUGAAAGUGGAUAAGGAGGAAAUUCCCUCGCCUCCAUCAGGCCGUGUCGGCGGGCUGGCACGGAGCGUCGGUGGCGAGAUGAAGGAAGUGCUUCGGGACUUGAACAGCAUCAUGACAGCGGUGAACGAGCGCUCAGAGAAGCAGGUCCAGAAGCUUGAGGGCAUGGAACGCCUGGUCCUGAGCAUUCAGCAGGUGGUGGGCUUCAUCAGAGAAAGCGUCAAGACCUCCAGGAUCACGGAGCUGCUGUUCAGGAGGCCAGCAGUGCGCAAGAACAGAGCGGGACUCAAGGGCAGAUGGCCGGCUAGGAGGCAGGCCCAGGGUGAUGCUCUGCUCGCCAAGCCGAAGGAUCAGAAAGGUAAAGUUGGGAAGGAGAAGUCUCGCUUCAAAGGCCUGAAGGUGCCAAAGAAAAAUAAGCCGUCGGAUGCCACAGACGCUGCUUCUCUGAGGAAACAGGCCCUGCUGCUGGAGGAGGUCCAGAAGCUGAACCGAGAGAAUGACGAGCGCUCCACGGCACCUCCCGCACCGGAGACUGAGACGCCUCUCAGCGAGGACCUUCUGAACUUCAUCCUGGAGGAAGCCAAGGCCCCUGUGGCUGAGCCAGAGGAGUUCUUGGAGGAAGAGGAGGAGGAGGAGAACGUCGAGAAGGAGCCGGAACAUGUCGAGGAGCCGAAAAAGGAGGAGAAAGUGGAGGGCGUGACAGUGGAGGACACCCAGGAGAGACCUGAGGAGACGGAUGUGGAGAGAGGAAAGGAGAUGGCACAGAGGCCCGGGGAAGGAGGGAAGGAAGAGGUUUCUGCUGCUGUCACUGGUGUUGAAGCUGAGGACCCAGUCACGCUACAGAGCCGCGAACCGGAGCAAGCAGACGAGAUGACCGCUUGCAGCAAGUACCGUGGGAUGGAGGGGGAGGAGCACAAGAACCGCAGGGCGAAGGAUGGGGGUGACAAAGCCCCAGACCGCUGUGACAGGCCGCGGGACCUUCGCGGGGUUUUCAAAGCGGACGGAGUGGAAAUCAACUUGGACUUCAGCAACAAGAAGAAGCAGGAGGAGGAGAGAGCUAAGGAAAAUGAGCUGGAGCAGUUCUUCAUCGACUGCACUCCUCCUCCUCCUGCACCCUUCAGCCACCGUGUGGUUUCAGCCAAACCCAACCAGAUCAGCAACUUCUACACCAUCAACCGCCAGGAGGUCCUUGGAGGUGGUCGGUUUGGUCAGGUGCACAAGUGUGUGGAAAAUUCAUCUGGGCUGACGCUGGCGGCUAAGAUCAUUAAAGCACGCACUCAGAAGGAAAAGGAUGUGGUGAAGAAUGAGAUUCAGGUUAUGAACCAACUAGACCAUGCCAACCUGAUCCAGCUUUACGCCGCUUACGAGUCCAGGGCCGACAUCAUCCUCGUCCUUGAGUAUGUGGAUGGUGGGGAGCUUUUUGACAGAAUCAUAGAUGAGAACUAUAAGCUGACAGAACUGGACACAGUGAUGUUCAUCAGACAGAUCUGUGAGGGUCUGCGUCACAUGCACAAAAUGUACAUCCUACACCUGGACCUGAAGCCAGAGAAUAUCCUGUGUGUUAGCAGACUCACAAAUAAAAUCAAAAUUAUUGACUUCGGCCUUGCGAGAAAAUACAAACCCCGGGAGAAGUUGCGGGUAAAUUUUGGCACGCCAGAGUUUCUUGCUCCAGAGGUGGUGACCUACGAGUUUGUGUCAUUCAACACGGACAUGUGGAGCUUGGGAGUGAUCGCUUACAUGCUCCUAAGUGGCCUGUCUCCAUUCCUCGGGGAUGACGACAACGAGACGCUGAACAACAUCCUGGCCUGCCAGUGGAGCUUUGAGGAGAGCGAGUUCCUGGGCAUUUCCGAGGAGGCUCGAGACUUCAUCUCCAAACUGCUCAUAGUAAACAAAAGCUGGAGGAUAGGUGCCAGUGAAGCGCUGAAGCACCCCUGGCUCUCAGACCCUGUCCUGCACCAGCGACUGCGUGAACAGAGAAACAUGUGCAGAUCACGUAGAAAUUCAUGCGUGCCUCCCCCAGAGAUCUGAUAAGCCUUUAGAAACACCCUGGCUUUCAUGCUGUCAACGGGAGCCAUAUGGACCAAGUCUGCUGCCCCUGCAGUCGAUGGACUUUACUUGCAUACGUGUGUCUAGCUGCUAGCCUGUGCUGUUGGGACACCUUGUUACACAUAUCUUGCUCUUCUGGUCAUUGCAGUUACAUUUUGUUUUCCGUUUGCCUAAAAUCCUCUCUUGGUCGCAUGGGUGAUGUUCAAAAGGUGCUCCAAAAAAAAGAGAGAGAUUUGUUAAUGUUAUUAACCCUGCGUUAAACCCUUUUUGAAAACUAAACGGGAAUUAAUAAGUGGAGUUUUCACGAGGAGCAGGGGAAUCGGUGCAAUAUUCCUAUUCCUUGGCCAUUUCCCAGAAGUUUCUGGAGAGAUUAUUUUACAAAGAUACUGAAUGCAAGAACGUUCCCCAAAUGAGCGACUCAACCCAGACGGCCUCGUUCAAACAGAGGCAUGUGGAUUUUCUCUGUGCAGCGUUCCAUAUUAGCGGAAUGUGAUGUAAUGACCCUGUAUGAAUAUGCAGUGUUGCUGAACAUACCGCAGGAAAUAUAUGCAUGCAAAACAGGAAGAGAAACUCCGACUGAAAAGACCAGAGGGGAUUCUGAUGUGUAACACUCGUCCACUGUCAAGCUGGUGGAGAAAAGGCCGGAGACGUUUGGACUGUUUGUGUUGACGGGUCCCAAUCGAUCUGUUCAUGAUACUGGGUUAUGAUGUUAUUAUAAGAUGUAUGUAUUAUUGCCAGAUCGGAUGCAAGAGCUCUUUGUAAAAAGUAAAAAUGGAAUGCUGAAACUAGUAGAUUAGAAUGAGAAGAUUUUAAUAUAUCCUUUACUCACAUGCUAUACAUAAUCGCAAACCUUUUUUCAUAGGCUGUUGUAGUUUAACACAACUUCCAUGCCUAAAAUCUAUAUGUACAUAAUGUGGAUGCAAUGUGAAGAUAUUUGAGAAUUGCAGUGAUAAAUGAAUAUAGUUUGGUCUCCUCUAAUUGUGCAAAUUUUCAAGAUACCCUUCUCCUCUGUGUCGGUUCCUCAACUGCUAGACUUGCAAGAGCUGACUUUGCUGUGACAUCCUACGUCAGCCUCUCUCGUGAUGUAUUCAAGCUGCUAGAGGUGCAAUCAUAGCAUGACACCAGAGCCUUUUCUUACAUUUAGGAACCGUGUCAACACUGUUGCACAGUAUUUGCAUUGCCGUGGUUUUCCGGCUGAUAACUAGGGUUGUUUUGGCAUGCUUUCUGACGCGCUUCUGUAUAGCUCGCAGACAUGACACAAAAACAUGGGAAAAAAAGUACAAGCACAAAACAAACCAAGCAGGCAAACAAACAAAAUGUUGGUUUUUAAUUUUUUUUUCUGUGAUUGUUGAGGAUUUACGUGGAUGCGUUCUCCUGUCACACUAUCUGUGCACUUUAUGAUUUUAUUUAUUUUUAGAGAUGAAUUAGCAGAUUUUAAAAAGACAGUAGUCUCGAGUGCUUGUUUUGUAUGCCAGAAACUUUCCAUGUUGUAAAUGGGUGAAUGACUGAUGAAACACAACCAUUUUUACAGUACAAUAAAGUAAUUAUCAUA